GCCUCAUUGGUCAUAUAAACAUGGCGGCCUCCUUGUUGACAACAUUGUGACUACCAACCAACGACGCAGCUUGUUACUUUGGAGUCAUAUGUAGUUAUAAAUAUACAAUAACGUGCCAUGGCGCUCAGAGUGUGCUGGCGUUUCUGCAGGGAUUCGACUGUCCUCCCCAGACGGCUCGUCGCGUCUGCCCGCCAGGAACCUGCGUCAUGGCUUCUCAAGAAAGGAAAUGCAGCCUGUAACUCUGGAAGAAGCAACUCAUUUCUCUUCACUCCAGCCUGUUUUAUUACAUCAGAUGCAUUUCUAAACACGCUGCUGAAAGGCAACCCUGCAGAGGCAGAUGACAGCUGUUAUCGCCUUCCCGCCUCCGUUCCUCCAGACAACGGUGAGCAAAUGUCACUCUUGCUGAGACGUCCCGAUCAGCCUGAAAAUUCCAAGAUAUUAAAAGUGGCCAUAAUUGGUGCCCCGAAUGCUGGGAAAUCCACUUUGUCCAACCAGCUUCUUGGCAGAAAGGUGUUUGCUGUGUCCAAGAAAGUACACACAACAAGGAGACGUUCCCUGGGGGUCCUAACAGAACAUGAGACACAGAUCAUUCUACUGGACACACCAGGCCUCACCACGCAAUCAAAAGUCAAAAGACACCAGCUGGAGAAAUCUUUGCUUUUGGAUCCUUGGACCACGGUGAAGGAGGCCGACUUAAUGGUGGUCAUGGUUGAUGUGUCGGACAGAUGGAUGUGCAAAAGGCUGGACUUUGAGGUGCUCAAAUGCCUGGCACGACACCCGAACAUCCCAGCUGUGCUCGUCCUCAAUAAGGUGGACAAGGUGAAGGCGAAGGACAGGUUGCUGGACAUCACAGGAGAGCUGACAUGUGGAGUUGUGAAUGGCCGCCGACUGCAUGUCAGACGGUUGACCAAGCCCCCGUGUGCUGAGAAGAGUCCCGAGCGGUAUUCUGAAGAGCUGCAGGACGAGGACGCCACUGAGCUCGAACACGAUGCCGAUGGAGACAAGACCGGGCUGGACAAAGAGCAGCUGAAGACACUGAGGACCCAGAAGGGCUGGGCUGGCUUUAAGGAUGUCUUCAUGCUCUCAUCCGUGGACAGAGAGGAUGUGGAGACGCUCAAGAGGUACUUACUGGUUGCAGCCAAAUGUGGGUCGUGGCAGUACCACAGUGAGGUGCUGACAGACCAGAGUCCAGAGGAACUGUGCACCAACAUCAUCAGAGAGAAGCUUCUCGAGCACCUGCCGCAGGAGGUGCCAUAUGCGAUUACACAGUCUGUUGAGCUUUGCCAAGAGGAUGAAAACGGACAGCUACACAUUUUGGUGAAAAUUCACACCAAGAAAGAAACUCAUUUGAGGAUGGUGAUCGGCACUGCGGGCCAGAUGGUCGCACGUAUCGCCCAGGAGGCGAGCGAGCAGCUCACGCACAUCUUCCUAAAAGAGGUCAAGCUCAGGCUCUCGGUCAAGAUGAAGAAGGGAUGACGAGGAAGAAAGGAUCGGAGACGCUUCCUGCAGGACCGAGCGAAGGACACAGACGUAUGUGGACACAUGAAGAUCCCUUUCUGUAACCAAUAACACCAUUUGCACCCUCAAGUGCGAUCCCAUACAACACCGAGAGGUGGCAUGAUGUUUAUUAUUGUGGUUGUAGUUUGCCCUUCAUGCCAUUAAAUAAGGUCAUUAAAGUAUGAUGCAAUGCACUUGGAACAUAUUCAGAUAAAUAAAUGUCUUCCUGGCUGAAUGAAUAAUUCAAUGUCAAGAUUGGAAGAUGUACCUAAUAUUGUGGCCACUUUUUCAAUAUUGGACAGGAAUGACUGUUUGCAUCCAGCGAAAAAACAAAAUAAAGACCUUGUUUUUGGGGUUUUUUUAUGUAUUUUUUUGACACAAGCUUCGCAGCGUGCUUUGGCAAACUGAUGGUUUAUCUGCGACUGUCAGGAGGUUGUACUGGCAUCGCCUCACGCACGCACGUUCAAGUCCAGCCUGCUGUGUCAUCUUCUGCAGCUCAAGUGAUGGACGUAAAUGAUAAUUAGCGGGAAUAAAAGUAGCAAUUGAAGGUCAGUAGUUGCGUCAUUAUCAUUAUCAUUAGUGUGCAAAGGCCCUGCUUAUCAUUCUAAGCAAAUAAAAUGCAAAUGUGAUGGAUUUUCUAACCUGGGAACCUGGCUUCCAUCACAGCAAAUACAGUAAACACCCUAAUUAUUCAUGCUCCAUACAAAUUUGGUGUUAAAGUGAGUUGUCUGUUAAAUGUGUAUCAUAACCUGACACAAAGUGGCCAAAAAACGUUAUUUCACAUUGUUUUCUGCAUGUAAAGCUAUAAAUGUUCUAAUAGUUCACAAAUUAGAUUUCUAUAUUCUUGUUAUCGUUAUAAAUAUAGUAUUAUAUUUAGGAUAUUUGAACUCUGCUUCGUAAGACAGGCUCUUUCAGCAGUAUUUGAAGUACUUACAAGUUGGAGGGUGAAACACGCGUAAAAGAGAAUAAUCAUGAUUAGGAUUUGUAGAAAUAUAUACUGAACAAAAAAAAUCAUGAAGGCCAUUUGCUGUAUCAAAAAUAAUAGCUUUGGUGGAGUGUUUUUUUUUUAUUUAUUCUGAAUGUAUUAUUUAUUCAGAAAUUAAUUUGAAGAUCUGUGUGUUUUUAACAUUUUUAUUUUUCAAACUUUUCUGUGUAGUAUUUUUUUUCAGUGUCUUUUAGUAUCUUUAGCAUCUUUUUAUAUACCUUGUUUUUAGUAACAGAAGAUUUUUUUUUAUAGUUUUUUGCCUUGUAUAAACAAAAUAAGUGUAUUUAUAAAUGUUUGGUAAGCACAUUUUCCAAAGAACUAAACUACUGUACUGAUACAAUAAAGCAAAAACUAAUCAAAUACAAUUUUUUUUUAAUUAAGUGUCCAACCUUUUUGUUCAUAUUUCCAA
Molecule: messenger RNA, 2891 nt
Organism: Dunckerocampus dactyliophorus (ringed pipefish)
Lineage: Eukaryota; Metazoa; Chordata; Actinopteri; Syngnathiformes; Syngnathidae
Gene: eral1
Product: Era-like 12S mitochondrial rRNA chaperone 1
Exons: 11
Coding region: 118-1476 (452 amino acids)
Biological process (GO): ribosomal small subunit assembly
Cellular component (GO): mitochondrial matrix
Molecular function (GO): ribosomal small subunit binding; rRNA binding; GTP binding
Source: RefSeq, a predicted model, not a curated record